UGAGAGCGAGAUGCCGCCGUGAAGGGUCCCGACGGCUCUUUUAGCUGCCGUGCUUCGCGCCCGGAGCGAGGGGAGGUCUGUGGGUGGGGUCACGGCGCAGGGCUCGGCUCGGGCUGGAGACGGCCACGGCCACACGGGAAGGGGCAGCCGGGCGGCGGGUCGCUAGACCGCCAAGGGAGGCCGCGCCACAUUCCUUUUUCCGUGGGUGCUCCCUGGUCGCCUCGGCCUUCCAGGCCAGCUCCGGGCUGCAGACUUCGCUCUCCCGUCGCGAAGCAAGCGGACGUUGCUCUUUGGCCAAGACGUGUUGCUCUCACCAUCCGCCGGCGGCGGCCCCUGCGCCGUCCGCUUUGUGCUCUGGCUGCUAAUCCGGGGCAUAAGCAGCUUAGAGCAGCCCUAAAGGCUCCAUGUGGAAGGAUGACAUGUGAUGCUCCUGUCCUGCGGAGGGUGCGCUGUGCUAAGGACUCGCUUCCUCUGUUCGGAUCGAGCCCUGUCCGAUCAUUCCCAGACGAGACGAUUUAGCUCCGAGAUGGAACUCCCACGGGCUUUGCAGAGCUGGAACGGCAAGUUGGGUGGAGCUGUGUGAGCCAGUAUCCUGCAAAGUGCAUCUUUUCCUCUUAAGUGGGCAUUCAUAAGGGUGCUGGAGAGGCCUGCUGCACAAUCUGAUUUGCAAAAGUCAGUCUAUUGUCCACUGACCAGAUGUCGUCCCGUAAAGGGUCAGUAACCAGCCAAGGAAAUGGACCUUCAAAUAAUGGCAGAGAGGGGGAAGAUGUGGAGCUGGCCGAGCUUGGACCCCUCUUAGAGGAGAAAGGAGACCAAGUGGCAACCAAUUCAGCCAAUGCUCAAGACCAGCCAUGCCCAGCAACCCAGGAGGAAGAGGAAGAGGAAGUGCGAGUGCUGACACUCCCUUUGCAAGCACAUCAUGCUAUGGAAAAAAUGGAAGAAUUUGUAUACAAGGUAUGGGAAGGUCGCUGGAGGGUCAUCCCCUAUGAUGUGCUGCCUGACUGGCUGAAAGAUAAUGAUUACCUGCUUCAUGGACAUCGGCCUCCUAUGCCAUCUUUCAGGGCCUGCUUCAAGAGUAUCUUCCGCAUACACACAGAGACCGGAAACAUCUGGACGCACUUAUUAGGUUUUGUUUUGUUUCUUGGCCUGGGAAUUUUGACCAUGCUCAGGCCAAAUAUGUACUUCAUGGCCCCUCUCCAGGAAAAGGUGGUGUUCGGAAUGUUCUUCCUUGGAGCAGUGCUGUGCCUCAGCUUUUCCUGGCUUUUCCACACAGUCUAUUGUCAUUCAGAAAAGGUGUCUCGGACGUUUUCCAAAUUGGAUUAUUCUGGAAUAGCUCUGCUGAUCAUGGGGAGCUUCGUCCCGUGGCUGUACUACUCCUUCUACUGCUCUCCUCAGCCUCGACUUAUCUACCUCUCCAUUGUGUGUGUUCUGGGUAUCUCAGCAAUCAUUGUUGCACAGUGGGACCGAUUUGCAACACCUAAGCACAGGCAAACUAGAGCAGGAGUGUUCCUUGGACUGGGGUUGAGUGGUGUUGUGCCUACAAUGCAUUUCACCAUAGCAGAAGGAUUUGUAAAAGCCACUACUGUGGGCCAGAUGGGCUGGUUUUUCCUCAUGGCUGUGAUGUACAUAACGGGAGCUGGGCUGUAUGCUGCCCGCAUUCCAGAGCGUUUCUUUCCUGGAAAGUUUGAUAUUUGGUUCCAGUCGCACCAGAUCUUUCACGUGCUGGUGGUAGCUGCAGCCUUUGUCCAUUUCUAUGGAGUCUCCAAUUUGCAGGAAUUCCGUUAUGGACUUGAAGGAGGAUGUACUGAUGACUCUCUUCUCUGAGAACUGCAUACUUUAGUACAAGCUUCCCAAGUGCUUUUAAAAUGACUUAUUUGCUAAAAUCAAAAGAAAACUCUGAACGCUUUUUUUUUCCCUUAAAGAAAAAGAGAAAGAGAAAAGAGAAAUUUAGCAAAGUUGGUAAUGGGCUGUUCCUGGCUUUUCUUCUCUCAGGAGGACUGGCUGGGAUGGGGAUGGGAGGGGGGUUGCAAACACUGUCCACUGGGCGGAAGUGCCUCCAGCAGCAAGCCCCUUCUUGACAAAUGAGUUGACUUCACAGGAAUUACAUUGGAGGUUUUUUGGACAUCAGAGAAAUUCUGGCAUCUGGCAAAAAAGGAAAGGGGCCUGUUAACUGCUCUUUGAUGCUGCAAAUUUACCCCAUGCUUGAAGAGACCUGUGAGUGAGUGAGUGAGUGUGUGUGUGUGUGUGAGAGAGAGAGAGAGAGCGAGAGCGCGCACGCCAUCAAAUACCCAAUUUCUCCUCUCUAUCUUUAGGAGAUUUGUGUUUGUGUGGUCGAGCACUGGCAGCUCAUAGCAGGAAUACUCAGAGGAGAACAUAUAGGGCCAUUUCACUUGAGUUUUGUCUUUCUUGACAAAGUAAUGUAUGCCUACAAUGAGAGUAUUUAAUAUUUAAUAUUAAGCUUUAAAAAAAAAUGUUGGUAUCUCUCCAGCAAAUUAUUACUGGAGAUCAUGGUAUUGCAAGUGGGGAUGGGGGUGUUUAGAGCUGCUGUAGCUUUUAUGCUGAAGUGGCUGAAACAAAAGGUCUGAAGCUGUUUAUGCUGAGCAAUUCAGGAGUUCAUUUUAAAUGCUUGCAGAUAGUUCUCCCCUGGAGGGAUGCAUUUGACUGCCCUUGUCUGAGGCAGCCCAAAACAUCCCACAGUGUCUGCAGGUAUGGCACUUAAAUAUUUUUAAAGCACCUGUGUCAUUAGCUCUGCAGUCUUCUGAGCUGAAGUGCAUGGCUGCUGCUGCCGCCAUCCAACCCUGGGGAAUUUCUGUUUUUAAAUAAAUACAGGUGCCAUGCUUGGCAUUACAGACUGUGUUGGAAGCUCCUGGGUUUUAAAAGCAGUUUUGUGCUGCUGGUUAUAGCUGCUGGAAGGUAGAACAAAGGGGAGAAAGAUGAAGGUCCAGCAUUGUGUCCCAUGUUAGGAAGUGUAAGAGUGGGUGUCUUUCCUCUCCUUGCUGGCUCAGCAGCUGUAUAUCCUUGGUCUCUCUAUGCUUCUGGACAACCUGGAAUGUCCUUACCAAUGCUGGCCAUUACAUACCUAGCCCUUGAUAUUUUUUGCUUAAGGACCUGCGCUGCUUAAGGUUUUUCAGAGUGGUGCAUCCUUUUUAUUAUCAGAGUCAACAUGUUUAAGCUGCUUCAACCCUUCAAUGGUAGCCAACCUUUGGCACUCCAGCCAGGGGCAUGACAAACCUCAAAGGGGCCUGUGUGCAAGAAUUGAAUAUGGAGGCCCCAUCAGAUAAUUUCUCCAUAGGGGACAAUGGGAAACUCAAAAAUAUUAAUACCUCCCAAAUGGCUGGGCAGAAAGCCCUUAAAUUUCACAUGGAGUGCCUAUGUGAUGAUGGCAUUAAAUGUUGGAUGUGCAAGAAGAGAAGCCCAUCCAUUGAUUUUUAGUCUCUUUGCACGUCCACACAUUUAAUUCUAUCAUCAGGUAGGAACUCCAUGUGAAAUUUAAGGGUUUUCUGCCCAGCCAUUCAGGAGGUACUAAUAUUUUGAGUUUCCCAUUGAUUCCUAUGGGGAAGCUAUGAUUUAAGUGGGAAAUUUGGGCUCAGUUCUCCCUAAUGGUGGCAUGUGUUAAUUGCAAAUGUUUGCUUAAUUGUCGAUCUGCCCCCUGAUUGUAGCUGUUGUUGGACUACAACUCCCAGUGGUGGAGUACCAAAGCUUGCCUACCCCUGCCUUAAUGAAAUUGUCUGCUAUGGAGUAAUCCUCCUGUUGCUGUGGUUUAGGAACAUGAGAUCUUCAUCACUUCCCUCUGAUUGGAUUUCCUUAUUCACAUGUGGACAAUUCAAUUGUGGAGGAGUUUCUUUCCUCAGCAGAGGUUAUAAACUGGAUUCUCCCUUCCAGUAUCCCCAGUUCCACUGAAUCAUUUAGUAAGUGUUUGAUGUAAUUUGCCCAAAUUGUGAUUAUCAGACCAUGAAGUGUGUCUCCUUUGGCAGGAAAGGCAUGAACGUGUUUGAUCUCUGCUGGUAUUUGGGGAUUGACUAAGUAGUAAGGUCUACUAUACUGGUACAGAUUCUGCUUGAUUCUCAGUGCUGAUGGGGAAACAUACCCUGUUAUCUACAGGCUUUUUGAUUCCCCUGGUUGAGAGUCUUCCCCACCAAUAAAGUACACACCCUCCCUUCUCCUUUGAUAUACUUGCUCUUAGAUUACACCCCAAACUAAAUGCUGCUAGUUGGAUUAUGUUGCCUCUGUUUGGUGCUAUAAUUGUGCUUAUAGAGGCUCAAACAGUGUUAAUCUCUACUUGGGAGAGGAUCCCAAGGGCAGAAUGGAAGCUGUCCCUGCAGGUUGCUUUUUCCUUCUUCCUACUACAUUCCAGUAUCUUCUUACAUAAACUGCUCAAAAAUUCUUGCUACACUUAGUCCAUUUGAGCAUGGCAUUGCAGCCUUAUAUUGACUAGUGUGCUCCUUGCUGAAACCAGGUAUAAAUGACUGAGAUUAGCCUAAAAACACUGUGGGUAGCAACUGAGCUUUCCUAUCCCAUCCUCCUUGUUGCAACCCCUCAUGCCCCCCCAAGCUUCUUGAGGGGUAGGGAAUCCUCCAGAAGGGCAUGGGAUGAAGGACUGCAGGGGUGGAAGUCACAAAAACCGGGAUGGAGGCAUCUGCACAAAAAAUGGGAAAGCGGGUACAGAGUUUGGGAAACUGCUGAAAGUUGAGUUAGAAGUACCUGAGGGUGAAAGCCUACUCAUGCAAAAUGCCUCUGCUUAUCAGUAACCCCCUACCCCCACUUUCCCCAUCCCAUUUCAUUCUCAGUGGUUUGGGAGAGAGGCAGGAAGCUGCAUUUGGGAAAAUUCUAGUUGCUUGAGCAGAAGUCCACUCACACAACUUGGGAAUCAGUCAUUAUCUGGUUCUGAAACUGUGGUAUGUUCUUUAGUUGAACUUCCCCAGUUUUGUUUGAGCCUUAAUUUGGCAAUGUAUGUGAGUGGAAGGAUGGCUUUCGGGCAGCACUAUGCGUGUCUAGUCAAAAUUGGUUCAAAGCCAGUUGAAUGAUUUCAAGUGCUUUUGGAGCUGAUGCAGCUCAGACUCUUAUCUUCCUAGGGUGAGAGGCAGUAUUUCAUUUUUGAGCCCCUUCCCUGUCAGAAUGAAUGUCUCAAACAUCAGGCCUUCUUUGGUGCUGGGAUAACAGCAAGCUAAUGCCAUGUGGAUUGCUGCCCUGAAGUAAUUGCCUGAGCUUUCCUGUGUGGUGCAAAAGCAGCUGGAUAAAUAAAUCUUAGCUACCAAAUGUGUUAAGCAAGAACAAUGCAGCCUGGGUAUUUCAAAGGGCUUUUUCUGCAUAGAAAUGGGAUCACUUUGCCUGUCUGCCAAGUCUUGCAACUCUCACCAGAGAGGGAAGCAGAUGAGAAAUGUUUUAUGGUGACAGCAGUUAGUGCAUAGGUUCUUUGCCCUAAUUCACUGAGGAAUUUCUUAUGCACUUAGGAAAAUUGAUGUGUCUUAAGAGAUGGGACUUUCCUUGUCCAACAGUGGUUUUAUAAGAACAAGCAAGUAUGACCCCCCCCCAUAAUUCAGGAAGGGGUUUGAUCACCAUUCUGUCUGUCCUCCCUCAGCCAUCCUAGAAACCCAAACAAAAUAAGCUGAAGUGAUCUACCUCAAGUGUACCAAAAACAUAUCAGCAUGUUGAUCCUUUAGUGACUGCUUUGAAAAUGACUCAAUAUAACAAAACUGCAAGACAUUUUCUUUAGGUAUCAGCUGUAUCCUAGCCAAAAGUGUGAUAUCCUUUCCCUGAAGAAUUCUGUAAACCAGAGACACAUGUUUGGGGCAGUGCACAAACUUGAUAAACUAAUUCUGACAGAGAACAGGCUUAUGGAUUACAUUUUAAACUUAAGAUCAGCUGGCUGCUUUUGUAUUCAUUUACAGUUCUACAAGAGGUAAUGCCCUUUUCUGAUAAGACAAGUCCAUACAACUUCCUGCACCCUUACAAUUCAGUUCUUGACUGAAAGUGGAAGAAACAAGCCCCCUUUCUCUGCUGUCUUAACACCAUGGAUCUUAUCCUGUGUUUGUCCCACAGUUGCCCUAUGUGAAGGGUGGGCAAGAACCUAGUAUAGGCUAAAUGCCAUCUUUACACAGUGGUGAUCAAAGGAGCUACAAAAUAAUCCCUUAGAGUAUUUGGAGAAAGGAAUUAGUUGCUCCUUUGCCAAUCUACUUUAAAUUUACCUUCCUUAAGGAUGAUAGGUCCCCCCACCCCCACUUUAUAUCAAGUAGCUAACGACAGAGGGGUGGAUUUUUCCUCACUAAAUUAUUGAAACUAAAUUAGGAAUGUUACCUUUAAAAAUAAUCUUAAAGCAGGGCUGUACAACUUCAGCCCUUUGGUUCUUGUUGGACUACAUCUCCCAUUAUCCCUGAUUACUGAGCACUGUUGCUGAGGAUAAUGGGAGUUGUAGUCCAAUAGCUGCUGGAGGGCUGAAGUUGUGCAGUCCUGCUUUAAGGCUUUGUUCCAGAGUUCUUAAAGAACUGAUGAAGCAAAUCUGUAAGAGACUAAUUGGAAUUAGAUAAUACCAAGGGGGAAAUUAGAUAUUGUACAAAUGCCCAGUCUUAAACUCAAAAGUGGCAUGAGCACAAUAACUAUACUCCCAUACUGAGAUAAAGAAUCUUUGAUGCUAAAGAAAGAAGAGCUGAGCAGCUUUGGCUUUGUGCAGAAUUUUUCUGUCUGAGUGUGAUACCUGCAGGUCUUUAAUAAUGAGGAAAGUCUUGUUAUAGUCUUCUAGACUCGAGUGUGGAUGAGAAAGGGCAGUACUCCUGAGAGCAAGGAGUCAUUUUGCAUGCUUUAGUACCAAGCAACUAUCUUGAAAACAUGGUGUGCUUUUAACUUCAAGAACAAGAUCAUACUGACAGACAUCUGUUAAAAUAAACAAAUCUGAAAGCCAUGUGGACUAGAGCUGCUUACCAGAGAGCUCAUCUAUAAGGUAGGGCAAGAAGGUCAAGAGAUGAAAGCAUCUUUUGCAAGCAGCGGUAAAACACCUGUCAUGCUAACUAGUGUGUGUGAAACCCUUCUACCUGUUGGCUACGAUGGGCACAAAUCACAUAGGAAUGAAAUGGAACUUGAAAGGUGAUAUAAGGAUAAAUUGAAAAACUUGCAAAUGUUAACUAGGUGGCUUAAAAUCUCAACGUUUUAAAAAGGGCAAUGGGGUUUUUCAAAAGAGGAAAUUAAGAUUAGAAUUAGAGGGCAAACUAAGUAGUGGAAGGAAGCAUAACAGUUGCUGUGAUAGAAAGCCAAUGAGAGAGUGAUCUAAAAUCUGAAACUUCAGAAGUUGAGGGUGAGUUAUUAAUGAUAUAAAUUGCAGAGAGACUCCAUUAUAGUUGGAAUAAUGGUAUAGAUCUAUUGCUUAGAGAUGUAAAUGUUCAAAUAAGAGACAAAGCGGAUGUAUUCAAUAUUUGUUUUUUGGGAAAAGAUUGUGUAUAUAUAACAAUGAACUCUUUUUAUUCAGUUUGUAAACUAGGGGAGAUUUUAAGAUGUUUAUCAGCAAUAAACAUUUUUAAUGAGUA
Hemicordylus capensis (graceful crag lizard) is the source of this 7514-nucleotide messenger RNA. It is a transcript of the gene ADIPOR1, whose product is annotated as adiponectin receptor 1. Gene Ontology annotation, biological process: adiponectin-activated signaling pathway. Bases 697 to 1824 code for a protein of 375 amino acids. Gene Ontology annotation, molecular function: signaling receptor activity. NCBI's taxonomy places the organism in Eukaryota, Metazoa, Chordata, Lepidosauria, Squamata, Cordylidae. Gene Ontology annotation, cellular component: plasma membrane. The transcript is spliced from 9 exons. The record is from RefSeq and is a predicted model, not a curated record.